This is a messenger RNA of Laccaria bicolor S238N-H82, 618 nucleotides long. RefSeq lists its product as uncharacterized. Bases 1 to 618 code for a protein of 205 amino acids. The transcript is spliced from 3 exons. The record is from RefSeq and is a predicted model, not a curated record. Gene Ontology annotation, biological process: regulation of DNA-templated transcription. Gene Ontology annotation, molecular function: zinc ion binding; DNA-binding transcription factor activity, RNA polymerase II-specific. NCBI's taxonomy places the organism in Eukaryota, Fungi, Basidiomycota, Agaricomycetes, Agaricales, Hydnangiaceae.
AUGGAGAGCCUCCCAGACAUUAGGACGACAUUUCAGGAUUUUGAUUCACUCGGCGACCUCACCAUGCAAUCGCAACACUUCCUACAUCAGAAAUACGAGGAUAUCAAUUUCUCUUCCCCCGACAUCUUCAACCGACUCUUUCCCGUCUACCUCCCCAUAUCACGCACCUGCUCUCCUCAACACGAAACUGUUCCCCCUCACCAGCGCUCUUCAUACUCAGAACUAUCCGCGAACGUCGCGUUUCUAAAUGGUCUUGAAAAAGACAGAAUCCCUACUCCAUCACGCCCAACGGAACCUCAACAAAGUAGUUCACGUUCCGCAUCUCCCGGAACACCAAAGAUUUCUCUACCACGGCUAAAACACAAGCAGGCGUUUCCUACCGGUGUAAAGCGCGCUCCGAAAGGAAAAAGUGAGCCUCAAAAAAAGCAACAGAUGGCUUGCUUCUUUUGCAGGGACCGUAAGAUUUCGUGUGGGGGGCCAGUUUCUGAGGAUGGUGAUGAUAAGACGUGCAAACAAUGUAAGACUCGGGGGAAGACGUGUCAAUAUGCAGCUGAGUCUCGCCGUGGUCAGCAUCGACGGAUCAAACGCCCCAAAUUAACUGGGGACCUAGAGGAUUGA